AAAAAAAUAGUGAAAAACUAAUUUCACUUAAACUUUUGUCCGGGACUGUAUAUAUUGUACACAGAAUCAAAUAAUCACGGAUGAUUUAUCAUUAUAAAACAGUUUUGUAUUUCAUCAAUGUUUAUCGAUGAUUACGUAUUACAAGAAAUCAAUUAGAAGAAAAUAAAACUCGAGUUACUCAUUUAAAUAAAAGAAAAAGAACAUUUAAUGUUAACAUUCAAUUCGGAUUGUUUUACAUUGAUGAUCAAUGUAGUAAUUGCAGAAUAAAAAUAAAUGAUAUUGAUUGUAUGAUCUAUCAGAUAGUUUAAAUCAAGAUCAUACAGAUAUUUUAAAGUGUUAUCAAGAAAAAAGAUAACAUACUUGAAUUUGAUAAAUAUUUUUCUGAUUAAUUUUUAAUCUUUUUAUUUAGAUAAAUCUCCUUUAAUUUAUAAAUUUAAAAAUCAAAUUUCAUCAUUUGUUAUUGAUUUUAUUUCCAAACUCAACCCUCGAGCUGCAAUAAAAGAUAUGCAUACACUUAUAUUUACACAAAUCUUGACUAAGUUUACUAAUUUACAAUAUUUAAAAUUUGAUCAAUCUUCAAUUUCAUUUCGACGAUUAUCUUUUGUAUCACCUCCAACUAUUAUCUGUUCAACUCUAUUAGAAUUAUAUGUCUCUAUAAGAAAUUUCAAUGAUUGUCUCUAUUUACUUGAUGGACGUUUCACUCAACUUCAUACACUUCAUGUUGAUAUAUAUAUUAUUGCCUCCUCUCAUUUAACUAUUAAUAAUAAAGAUAAACUACCGAAUUUACGAUUUUUUUCUUUACACUGUGAUAUCGAUACAGAUAAUUAUGAUAAUCUGAUUGUACCACUUCUACAUCGAAUGUUAAAUUUAGAAAAACUUGAUCUGUUACUUCGAGUAAAUCGUGAACAAGGGUUGAUUGAUGAUAAUGAAUUAAAAAAGAAUAUUAUUAAUUAUAUGUCACAAUUAAAUAAAUUUAUAUUUAAUAUUUAUUCACGUCAUUCUCUUCCUAUUCAAAUUGAUUUACCAUUAAAUGAAAAUAUUCACAAUACAUUUGCAUAUUUUCAUGAUAAUCAAAUAAUUUCUUGUAUUGAUUAUUUUCAAGAAAAACGAUAUAGUCAAUGUCUUAUUUAUUCAUAUCCAUAUAAAUUGAAAUUUUAUGAUCGUAUAUCAAAUAAAUUUCCAGGUGGUUUAUUUAAAUAUGUAUGUGAAGUAUCAUUAUAUGAUGAGUAUCCCUUUUCGCAUGAAUUCUUUCGUCGAAUUUCAAAAUCAUUUCCAUUUAUGAAAAAAUUAACUGUAAUUAAUCAAAAAGCACAAAUCAAUAAACAAUGUAUGAAAUCAAAAUAUGAUGAUCAAAAUUUAUCAAUUAUUGAAUAUCCUCAUCUGACUACACUUUGUCUUACUGAAGCUCAUGAUGAUUAUGUCGAACAAUUUCUAGUUGAUACGAAAACGUGUUUGCCGAAUAACGUUUUUCUUUUUGUUUUUUAUCGGCCACUGGAAAAAGUGACACAAAAUUUUCAAAGAGAAGCAACACGAAUCAAUUGUGCAAGAUUGCGUUAUUUAUCUAUGUAUGGCAUAUCUUCAAUUCCUGAACAUGUCAAAGACUAUUUUCCUCAUACAUUUAUAUCAAAAUCAUUUCAAACAACAUUUAAUGAUCUUAUUGUAUAUGAUAAUGAUGCAGAUACGAAUGGUGCGGUGUGUGGAACAAUGUAUGGUGCAAGACAUGGUUCCACAUCAUUGCCUUAUGAAUGGAUUAAAAAAAUGGUUUGA
Molecule: messenger RNA, 1767 nt
Organism: Rotaria sordida
Lineage: Eukaryota; Metazoa; Rotifera; Eurotatoria; Philodinida; Philodinidae
Source: the annotation of a GenBank genome assembly